Molecule: messenger RNA, 2581 nt
Organism: Varroa destructor (honeybee mite)
Lineage: Eukaryota; Metazoa; Arthropoda; Arachnida; Mesostigmata; Varroidae
Product: protein LSM14 homolog B-like
Source: RefSeq, a predicted model, not a curated record
UCAAUCUGUUGAUAGGCGAGUCGAAUCUCGCGCCGCCUUCAUUUAGCUGUAGACACCUAGCUUGUACAGGUCAUAGAUUUUUCACAGAACAUAGCAAGUGGAGACGGGCAACAUGACACAGUUUGGAUCCCUUUACGAUGCCCUUGGGAGAGAACUCUCGGUCAUCACCAAGGGAAGUGCGCGCUUCGAGGGGACGCUGACUUCAUUCAGUCUCCAAGAUAGUACGAUUACUCUGGAAAACGUGUGGUGUUUAGGAACGGAAAACCGACAGGUCGAACAGACCAUUACGCCAUCACCGAACCCAGUACCCAGUAUUACGUUCGACGGAUUGUCACUCUCCUCAAUCAAAGUUUUAAAUCCAGAAUGUCACAUGAACCAAGAUCCAGCCAUUGUCUCGAUAAUUCCAAACUCGCAAGUGUCCAUUCGUCCACCAAAACGCCAGAUUAAUAAUUCCGUAAUGAGUCUGUUUGGUGUCGGAGGCCCUCGUCAACGGCGCGUCGACGUCAACCUUCUCAUGAAGGAAGCAGCUUCGAAUGGAAACAGCUCCAUCAAAGGCAACCAAAGGAAGCAGAAUGGCAGCCCUCAGAAACAAGUUAACCGCAACAAAAAUCAGAACGCACAUCGCAACGGAAAUCAAAAUCAACACCGGAGCCAACGACGAGCUGCGAGCGGCAGUGGCAAGAACAAGAAACAGAUUCAGGCCCGCAACGCAAACAAGAACUCGCGCCAUGUGUCCUUCACUACCGAUUCGCUUUCGGCAGGCAGCUCAAACCGCGGAAAUCGCCAAUUCACGCGUAUCCCACAGAUUCCCGCUCAUCUGAAUCGACGUCAGGCUGACCGAACACCAAAUUCGCCUUCUCGAACCCAGCGCAGGCAACCCGUUGGCAAGUUCCAAGUAUCGGAAAACUCGACAAAGUUAUACACAGAUGACUUUGACUUUGAUCAGGCGCACGAGAAGUUUAAGGAGCUUAGCAUCAAAGAUGACAGAGCCAAGGGAGAUGCAAAGGAUGACGGCAAAGAUAAUACAAAUAGUGAUUCUAUUCACGAUUUAAAAGAGCCUGUCUAUAAUCAAGAUAAAAGUUUCUAUGACAAUCUAUCGAUGACCACUGAGACUGAAGGACACCAACGCCUCACGCGACGUCAGAUGAUGCAGGCGAAUAAAGAAACUUUCGGUAUAACCUAUUUACCAGGACGCAGAAGUUUCUUCCGCGGAAGUUAUUCACGCGGUAAUCGCAGACAGUUCCAACGGAUGGCGAUGGCUCACUAAGAAAAUGGCGACUCACUUUAUUCACGCGAACGGAAACGGUCGCUGAUACAUUACCACGGGUCUAGCUAAGUUCCCUGACAACGAGCGAAUCUCCAUUUAUCAAUAUACCAAAACUUAAUCAUUUCCCUCGUUCAGCUCAGGAGGUCUUUGUUGUGGUGGACAUAUAUCUAAUUAUAUACGCGUUUAUUAUUGUUAGUGUGAAUAACGGCCCGGUUUUACCGGUAUAUUUUUGCUCCCCAUUAUUACUUUCUUUAUCUACCUAAAUUUCUGUUGAUGUAACCUACUGUGUGUAGCUCUUAAGUGGCCUUAUUUGUAGUUUGUGGAUGUCUCAUUUGCCAUAACUCUAGUCGAUGGAUUCGGCUGAAAUACUUCUAGAGUUAUCACGGCCUGAUUUCCCUCUGGGACCGUUAAUAACCACCUCCUCGCUUACCUUUCCCUGAGCGUGUUACCAGUGACCCAGACCCAAGCUCCGGUGAACAACGAUAACUAAAGUAGAGCUGCGAGACGUGUGCUUCCAUAUCACUUUUUACCCAGUAGUACCCAUCGGACUUUUUUCUCGCUUGCAACAACGAUCCGACAUCAGCCACUAACAACAAUUCCAUGAUGUGUCGACUGUAUACAGGGUGUCGCGAAUGUUGUUGAUCGGUGGCUCGAUUAAUGGGUCUUCAAUCGAAGAUGAUGAUAAUAAAUAAUUAUGAUAUACUUAAGUUAUAUCUACUAAAGAAAAAUUGCUGUCUUCCGUUUAGGACAGAUAUGUUAUGUAGUGAGAUUGUCUUUCUUUGACAAUUCAUCCACUGGCAACGAAUAGGGUAGGCCAAAUAGGACAACACAUAAGAUACAUAGGAGCAGCGUUGAGUACGUUGACAUAUUUAUUCUGUAUUUCUGAAUACUUAAAAAUCGUUCUUUAAGCAAGCCAUUCAUUUUAAGUGUAACAAAGGUUUUUUGGAAUAGUUUAUUGUAGAUAAAUCUGUAAGUAACACGCUCUUCAAAGAGGGGAAACGAUUGUACAUCACGUCAAAUAGCUUACUGGUAAAGCUUAAUUAACCUAAUAAACAAACGCUUUGAUAGUAAGAUAAUGAUCUGCUUCAUGAAUACAUUCGAUAGACAGAUGAAAUUAUAUAGUAUAAAUACAUAACAAACUGGAAACUAUGCUUCUUACUAUAAGAAAUUUUACUGCAAUUUACAAUGAAGCGAGCCUGUUUAGUAAGAUUGUAAGAGUACGGCAACAUUCAUAAAAGCUAUCAAUAAAUGUGAUACUAAUCAAUGAUACAGGAAGAAUGCCUGUGUCUGCUAUGAGACUUGGUAAGAUAUAUU